AGAAGAUAUAUCCGACUACUUUUGUGUUUACUUCCGUGGUGUUUGGGUCAAAAAUGCUUUAAAGAUCGAUAGUUAGCUGAUGAAUAUUAACAUAUCCACAUUGUAGUGGUUUCCAAAAACUGUAUAAAAUCUAGUUGUUUAUUUUUGUGACAAUGUGCAACGGCUGCGUGCAAAAAGAAUUCCCCGAUCGGGGCCACACUUGUUUGGAGGAUGGCUCCUAUCUGAUGAACUACCUGGGCUGUGCCAGCUGCAACCACAGGGACUUCGUGUUGGUCGCCAAUAAAGUCGGGGAGGAUUACGACGGAGAGGAGAUCGUCACCUAUGACCAUCUUUGCAAAAACUGCAACCACGUCAUCGCCAGACAUGAAUAUACAUUUGCUGUUGUUGAUGAAUAUCAGGAGUACACAAUGCUUUGCAUGCUGUGUGGUAAAGCAGAGGACUCCAUUAGCGUGUUGCCAAAUGACCCUGGACAGAACACCCCGCUCUUCUAGACCAGACAAUACACCAAAAGUGUAGAUAACCAUUUCUGUCAGAAUAAUUGUAUCGAAGUUAUCACAAAACAUUGCGUUGCCAUGAGUUCCCGGCGAGAAGACUAAAGCUGUCUUUGAUCCUACCAAGAAGAAGGCUUGUAAAACUCCACUGUGUAGGAUGGGGAGCGACAUGAGGGUUAUGUUUCUCUGAUGUAUUGUAAUCCACAAAAAGAUUUUGUCUUGACCCGAGAACUA
This is a messenger RNA of Nerophis lumbriciformis (worm pipefish), 725 nucleotides long. It is a transcript of the gene churc1, whose product is annotated as churchill domain containing 1. Gene Ontology annotation, biological process: multicellular organism development; fibroblast growth factor receptor signaling pathway; positive regulation of DNA-templated transcription. The record is from RefSeq and is a predicted model, not a curated record. Gene Ontology annotation, molecular function: zinc ion binding. Lineage: Eukaryota; Metazoa; Chordata; Actinopteri; Syngnathiformes; Syngnathidae.